Molecule: messenger RNA, 741 nt
Organism: Penicillium soppii
Lineage: Eukaryota; Fungi; Ascomycota; Eurotiomycetes; Eurotiales; Aspergillaceae
Exons: 2
Coding region: 1-741 (246 amino acids)
Source: RefSeq, a predicted model, not a curated record
AUGUGUCACCACGAAGCUGAAGUCGCAGAGAACGGAUGGACCAGUACACCCGCCAAUGCUGGUGCCAUCUUUGGUGACCGGCCGUUCAUUAAUGAGCCGGGGCCGCUUUCGAUCGAUGAAAUUCAAUUUCCACAUCAAGAUCCCGUUGUGACCAAGACCUUGGGCUAUGCUAUGAGUGUCCUCCAUGCUGAAACCUUUAACCACUCGAUGAGGGUCUACUAUUACGGCAUUGCAAUCACCAAGCAGCAGUUCCCUCAGUAUGCUGCCACCCUCAACUCGUCCACUUGGGCUUUGACCUGCCUACUGCAUGACCUCGGUACCGCAGAGAACAACCUCACCGCCACCCGGAUGUCUUUUGAUAUCUAUGGAGGUAUCAAAGCCUUGGACAUUCUCAAAAGGUUUGGGGCAACCUCGGAUCAAGCCGAAGCUGCCGCCGAGGCUAUCAUUCGUCACGAGGACAUGGGGAUUGAUGGCACAAUCACCUAUAUUGGCCAGUUGAUUCAACUUGCCACUACCUACGACAACACAGGUUUCCACCCUCAUGUCAAAGAUUUCGGGAAGAUAAUUCACGAUGUCACACGCGCGGAGAUCAACGAGGCGCACCCUCGCUUGGAGUGGUGCACUUUCUUCUCGAACACCAUCCAGAAAGAGGAGACCAUCAAGCCGUGGUGUCAUUCGACCCAUCUGGUCAACUUUAGCAAGGAAAUCAAGGCGAACACUCUCAUGAGGCAGUGGGAGUAA